This is a messenger RNA of Striga asiatica, 1887 nucleotides long. NCBI's taxonomy places the organism in Eukaryota, Viridiplantae, Streptophyta, Magnoliopsida, Lamiales, Orobanchaceae. The record is from the annotation of a GenBank genome assembly.
UUGAUAAUUCUUGGGAGCAAUUGUUGGCAAUCGAUUCCAAUUGGCCACGUAAAACAAACCGCCUGUCUGUCACCAAGUGUGGUGUGGCUGCCCAACACCCGCGCCACCUCCCUCCGCCGCAGCGAAGAGUCAUAUAAAAUCCACACAGCCGCACGCUCCCCUUCAUCCAUGGAGAAUCUCACUACCAUCUCCAACAAUUCAUGCUUCAAUUGGCCCAUCGCUCGUCUCAAAGCCGGCGAAAAAGCUCCAUAUUCACCGGCGAAGAUGAGGUUCCAAAAUAAAUCUCUCCCGUUUGCCGUUAAAUCAGUAUUGAAAACCGACUCUCUUGCUAACGAGCCAGGGGAUGAUGUUGUUCGGUUGGAGCCUGAUUAUGAACGCACACCUACCCAUCGCCCUCUUCGAACUCCUCACAGCGGGUAUCAUUAUGAUAGAACCGCACGAAGAUUUUUCGAGGGGUGGUACUUUAAGGUCUCAAUCCCAGAAUGCAAGCAGAGUUUUUGCUUCAUGUAUUCAGUGGAGAACCCGGCAUUUCCAAAAAAGUUGAGCAAAAUUGAAGAAGCACAGUAUGGGUCCCGGUUUACGGGAGUUGGAGCUCAAAUUCUAGGAGCUGACGAUAAAUACAUCUGCCAGUACACUGAGGAGUCGACGAAUUUUUGGGGAAACAGGGGCGAGCUGAUGCUAGGUAAUACUUUCGUGAGGCAAGCCAAUAUGCAGCCUCCUAAGAAAGAGAUUCCUCCACAGGAGUUCAACCGAAGAGUUUUAGAAGGUUUCCAGGUUACACCACUUUGGCAUCAGGGCUAUAUUCGUGAUGAUGGAAGAACGAAUUACGCAGAGAUCGUGAAAACGGCACGCUGGGCGUACAACACACGCCCCGUUUAUGGAUGGGGAAAUGUUGGGUCAAAGCAAAAGUCCACAGCAGGAUGGCUUGCUGCCUUCCCUGUCUUCGAGCCUCAUUGGCAAAUAUGCAUGGCAGGUGGACUUUCCACAGGUUGGAUCGAGUGGGGUGAUAGACGAUACGAGUUUAGAAAUGCUCCGUCAUAUUCCGAGAAGAACUGGGGUGGCGCCUUCCCAAGAAAGUGGUUCUGGGUGCAAUGUAAUGUAUUUGAGGGAGCUGAUGGAGAAGUUGCAUUGACUGCCGCUGGUGGACUGAGACAGCUGCCUGGAUUGUCUGAGACUUAUGAAAAUGCUGCACUAAUUGGAGUUCACUAUGGAGGGGUUUUCUACGAGUUUGUACCAUGGAAUGGAUCAGUCAACUGGGAAAUUGCUCCAUGGGGCCAUUGGUGCAUUUCCGCAGAGAACGAAAAGUACACGGUGGAACUGGAAGCAAAAACAAAAGAUCCUGGGACCACAUUACGUGCUCCCACCUUAGAGGCUGGCCUUGCUCCGGCUUGCAAAGACACUUGUUUUGCAGACCUUAGACUCCGGAUAUUUGAACGGAGUCAUGAUGGAACGGAAGGAAAAGUUAUAUUGGAUGUUACAAGUGACAUGGCAGCAGUAGAAGUAGGGGGAGGGCCGUGGUUCACAGCAUGGAAAGGCAAGACUUCAACACCAGAAGUUAUCAGUCGUGUUGUUGGGCUUCCUGUUGAUGUUGAAGGUAUAUUCGACUUGGCUCCUUUCCUUAAACCCCCUGGCUUGUAGUCAUUGGAACAUUUGGUUCCAAACUGCUUUUUAUCUUGUGUUGUAGUCUCUCCUUAUUUUUAUCAUGAUCAUCGUUAAAUUAAGUGUGGAGAUUUUGCUUAAAAAUUGAUGUGAAUUAUUGUAAUGAUGUAAUUAUAAUAGAAUAUCUCUUCAUAAUUUCUUUUGGCUUUCAUGCAAUUAGAAGGGGCAACAUAUCACUUAUCAGUGUCUGUAUAUGUUUGACCAACUGUGAAAGUAGUCCAAAUUUCU